Molecule: messenger RNA, 3426 nt
Organism: Cantharellus anzutake
Lineage: Eukaryota; Fungi; Basidiomycota; Agaricomycetes; Cantharellales; Hydnaceae
Product: leucine-tRNA ligase
Exons: 11
Coding region: 1-3426 (1141 amino acids)
Biological process (GO): leucyl-tRNA aminoacylation
Molecular function (GO): ATP binding; leucine-tRNA ligase activity; aminoacyl-tRNA deacylase activity
Source: RefSeq, a predicted model, not a curated record
AUGCUCACGCAUCCAUACUCUUUCACGAUCCAACAGACAGGGAAGCGCGACUUCCUCGUCGGACUCGAAAAGAAAGCCCAAGCACGAUGGGCCUCCGAAAAACUCUUCGAAAUAGACGCGCCAUUCGAGUCAUCCGAUACCCACACAACAACCACACAAAUAACAGCAGCAACACCCAAUUUCUUGCCGGAGGAUGCUCAUCUUACCCCCGCUCAACUAAGAGAGAAAUAUCCCAAGUGGCUUGGCACGUUCCCAUUUCCGUAUAUGAAUGGGAGCCUACAUCUUGGACACGGUUUUACGAUUAGUAAAGUAGAGUUUGCGACUGGGUAUCAGAGGAUGCUCGGGAAGAGGGCUUUGUUCCCUGCUGCAUUUCAUUGUACCGGUAUGCCGAUCAAGGCAGCAGCUGACAAACUUGCCCGCGAAAUGGAGUUGUUUGGACCUGAUUUCCUCGGAUACAAGGAAGAAGAGGAGGUGGAGGAAUCUUCAACAACUGAAAAGGAAAAGUCUGGUCAAGUCGGCAAGGCUACGAAAGGAAAGGUGAACGCAAAGUCUACUGGACUCAAGUAUCAAUUCCAAAUCAUGCUGAGCAUGAGCGUUCCUCGGGAGGAAAUAAAAAAGUUUGCUGAUCCUGUUCAUUGGCUUGGUUACUUCCCUCCUAUCACCAUCAACGAUCUUACAAACUUUGGCGCACGUAUCGAUUGGCGUCGAUCCUUCAUCACGACCUCGGUCAACCCAUACUUUGACUCGUUCGUACGCUGGCAAAUCAAUAAACUCCGUUCUCAAAACAGGAUCAAAUUUGGAGAACGGUAUACUGUUUAUUCACCUAAAGAUCAACAACCUUGUAUGGAUCACGAUCGAUCUGCUGGUGAAGCUCUUGGUCCGCAGGAAUAUACUGCUCUCAAGAUGCAAGUCGUCCAGUUUAGUGAGAAUGCGUUGAAAAUACUGGGUGAGGUCGUGAAAGGGAGGAAGGUGUAUUUGGUUGCUGCCACUCUGAGACCCGAGACGAUGUACGGCCAAACCAAUUGCUUCGUCGGUCCAUCUCUCAAAUACGGGCUAUUCGCCACGUCGAAGAAUGAUGGGGUUCUCUACGUUUGCACUCAUCGAGCGGCUCGGAAUAUGGCUUAUCAGGGUGUGUUUGAGACGCGGGGUGUGAUCGACCAAGUGGGCGAGGUCGAGGGGAAGGUGCUGGUUGGGACCAAGAUCAAGGCGCCAUUCGGAAUCGUCCCUAAAGUCUAUGUCCUUCCUAUGGACUCCGUUCUCAGUACGAAAGGAACAGGAGUUGUCACCUCCGUUCCGUCAGACUCCCCCGAUGACUUCCAGACUCUCACCGAUCUACGGAAGAAGCCUACCUAUUAUGGUAUCGACGCAUCGUGGUGCUCCAUAGACCCUAUUCCUGUCAUCUCCACUCCGACUUAUGGUAACCUCUCUGCACCCGCCGUCGUCGCCCAACUCAAGAUCCAAUCUCAAAAGGAUGCGAAACAACUCGGUGAAGCCAAAGAGAUUGUUUAUAAGGAGGGAUUUUAUAGUGGCACGAUGAUCGUUGGAGAUUUCAAGGGUGAGGCGGUACAGGAGGCGAAACCCAAGGUUCGGAAACAGAUGAUCGAGGCGGGACUUGCGUUUGCGUAUGCGGAGCCUGAGGAGUGUGUGGUGAGCAUGGAGGAUCAGUGGUAUUUGGAUUAUGGCGAGCGUGAAUGGAAGGAGGAAACUCAAAAACUUCUCGAGAAGAUGGAGACUUACUCAAGCGAGACUCGGCAUGCGUUCGAGGGGACUCUGGGUUGGUUGCAUCAGUGGGCUUGUGCGCGUAGUUUUGGUCUCGGUACGCGCCUGCCGUGGGAUCAACAGUACCUCGUCGAAUCCCUGAGCGAUUCAACGAUCUACAUGAGUUACUACACGAUUGCUCAUCUUCUUCAAGGUCACUGGUACGGCGAUAAACCAGGUCUUUUGGGCAUCCAACCCGAACAACUCACGGAUGAAGUAUGGGAUUACAUCCUACUAGAAGAUUCACCUUUCCCAUCGACGUCCACGAUCCCUCACUCAUCUCUAUCCCGCCUGCGCUCAUCCCUACGCUACUUCUACCCACUCGACCUCCGUUCCUCUGGGAAAGAUCUCAUUCCGAAUCAUCUCACGUUCGCUCUCUACAACCAUGUCGCAUUGUUCCCGGACGAAUACCGCCCUCAGAGUUUCCGGAUCAAUGGACAUUUGAUGUUGAACGGGAAGAAGAUGAGCAAGUCGACGGGAAACAGUUUGACGCUUAGGGAAGGGGUGGAAAAGUUUGGAGCGGAUGCGACGAGGAUUGCGUUGGCGGAUGCGGGGGAUGGGAUCGAGGAUGCUAAUUUUGAUGAGAAAACGGCGAACGCGACGAUUUUGAGGCUACAUACGCUUAUUGAGUGGUGUCAGGAGAUGAUGAAGGAGAUUGAUAACCCACAAUCCACUUUGUUGAGACGUGGUCCUUUGAAUUCGUACCAUGAUAUCGUCUUCCAGAGCGAAAUCUUUCGUCAGAUUGGGCUGACGGAAGCUGCAUAUGAACAAAUGAACUACAAAGAAGCGCUGAAAGAAGGAUUCUUUGAAAUGCAAACUUCACGGGAUUGGUACCGCGAAGUCACAUCCAUCGACAUCGGAGGAGGAGAAGGGGGUGGAAGUGGGAUGCACGCUUCGCUGAUAGAAUUAUGGAUUCGAACGUCCGUUUUACUUGUCACGCCGAUCGCACCGCAUUUCGCAGAGUUCGUUUGGACGGAGGUGUUGAGGGAAGUGGAAAGCGUUCAGAAAGCGAGGUUCCCUGUUGUCGCUGAUGUUGAUGGCGAGAAGGAAGCGGUGGAUGCUGCUGCUGCGAUCGAGGCGGGAGCGUAUAUGAGGAAUACGAUAAAGACGAUUCGAGAUGCGGAGAUUUUGGCGGAGAAGAAGAAGAAGGGUAAGAAUGUAAAGGGAGGGUCUUCUGGUGGAGGAGGAGGAGGAGGAGGAGGGAAGAAAGCUGUGAGGAUCUUUGUGGCGACCAAGUACCCAGAGUGGCAAGAUGUGAGCGUUCAGAUCGUUAAAGAGGCGUUCGAUGAGAAAAGCGGGAUUGUGGAUGAUGAGAAGGUGAGGGAGGCGUUGACGAAGAAAGGGUUUAUGAAGGAUAAAAAGGUGAUGCCGUUCGUUCAGGCUUUCAAGAAACGGAUUGGACAAUACGGACCCGGGAUGGCUUUCAAACGAACGCUCCCCUUCAACGAAGCUGAGACGCUGAAAGUGAUAUUGCCGUAUUUGGUCCAUUCGCUUGGGUUUGCAAAGGGGGAAGUCAUUACGCAGGAAGAUGGGAGGAGACGUCUUGAAGAGGGAGGAGGGAAGGGAAAGGGAAAGGGAGAAGGAGAAGAAUGGAAGGGCGCGGCUGGGGCGAUUGAAUCCGCGGAGCCGGGGCAGCCUGGGUUUCAAUUUUAUGGCGUUCAGGAGUAG